Messenger RNA from Castor canadensis (American beaver), 1425 nucleotides. RefSeq names its product thioredoxin reductase-like selenoprotein T. Gene Ontology annotation, molecular function: thioredoxin-disulfide reductase (NADPH) activity. Gene Ontology annotation, cellular component: endoplasmic reticulum membrane. The record is from RefSeq and is a predicted model, not a curated record. Gene Ontology annotation, biological process: cell redox homeostasis. Lineage: Eukaryota; Metazoa; Chordata; Mammalia; Rodentia; Castoridae.
UCAGUGAGAAGGCGGCCGGAGCGGCUGUCUGAGUCAAGAUGAGGCUUCUGUUGCUUGUCCUGGUGGCGGCGUCGGCGGUGACCCGGGGCGAGGCCUCGGCCAACAUGGGCGGCGUGCCCAGCAAGAGGUUAAAGAUGCAGUACGCCACGGGCCCGCUGCUCAAGUUCCAGAUUUGCGUCUCCUGAGGGUACAGGCGGGUGUUUGAGGAGUACUUGCGCGUUAUUAGUCAGCGGUAUCCCGACAUCCGAAUCGAAGGGGAGAAUUACCUCCCUCAGCCGAUUUACAGACAUAUAGCAUCUUUCCUGUCAGUCUUCAAACUAGUACUAAUAGGCUUAAUCAUUGUUGGCAAGGACCCCUUCGCUUUCUUUGGCAUGCAAGCGCCUAGCAUCUGGCAGUGGAGCCAAGAGAAUAAGGUCUACGCGUGCGUGAUGGUUUUCUUCUUGAGCAACAUGAUCGAGAACCAGUGCAUGUCCACAGGUGCAUUUGAGAUCACGCUAAACGAUGUACCUGUGUGGUCUAAGCUGGAGUCUGGUCAUCUCCCAUCCAUGCAGCAGCUCGUUCAGAUCCUCGACAAUGAAAUGAAGCUCAACGUGCACAUGGACUCACUCCCACACCAUCGAUCAUAGCCCCACCAUCAGCACUGAAAACUCUUCUACAUUACAGGAUUUUGCAGGAGCAGCGUGACUGGCACGAUGAAGGCCUGUACUGAAGACAGCUGCUGUUAGUACAGGCUGGAUACCCUCGGCAGGCACGUUGUACUCUUGGGAAACCUCAUGCAGGACAGUUUCUCAGUGCUGAGGCGUUUGGGAAUUCUGCACAUUCAUGGAGUGCAAUAAUACUGUAUAGCUUUCCCCAAAAACUCACUCUGUUUCUUUUACAUGUAGACAUUACUACUUGGAACUUUUUUCUUAGUCAUUUUUGAAAAAGUAGAAAAUUGAGUUACAAUUUGAUUUUUUUCAAGAUGUGUGUUGAAUUUGUUGUGCUUUUAUAUGAAUUUUCAUUUUUUAUAGUUUAAAGUCAGCCAUUUGGGUAUAUAGCUGAAGUUCCAAAUAGUUUAUAAGGUUAUUAGACAUCUCUAAUUUGGCCAUGUCCAAUUGAUACAGUUUCAAAAUUCUGCAGGUUAUGAACAGUGUGUUAUUCAAAAUUAUGGGGAAAUUCAGUAUCUCGAGUACUCCCACCAUGUGUGUGUGUGUGUCUGUCUGUCUGUCUGUGUCUGUGUCUGUGUGUGUGCGUGCAUCAGAGGACUGCUACAAACCACCUGCUCUAAAUCCUAUUGUGCAGUUCAGGUGUCUUGCCUUGACCAGUCUAGUGAGUUGAUUAACUGGGCCUUUGUAUUUAACUAAAUAAAAAGUAAGCAGAUGUCAGUUCAGUGGAAAAGUUUCAGUUUUUUGCUCAUUGUACCUGUUAACAUAUUUAAUAAUUAUC